Messenger RNA from Fusarium odoratissimum NRRL 54006, 420 nucleotides. RefSeq lists its product as uncharacterized. The record is from RefSeq and is a predicted model, not a curated record. Lineage: Eukaryota; Fungi; Ascomycota; Sordariomycetes; Hypocreales; Nectriaceae. The coding region runs from base 1 to 420 and encodes 139 amino acids. The transcript has a single exon.
AUGGAACAACUCGUGAAUGUCGAAGAUCCUGAUCCCGGUGUUACAGGCAAGCAAGAAGACGCGUCAAUCCUCUCGGCCAACGGAAUGCCUUCACGUACUUUCCAUCCGUUCCCAAAGCUUCCGAUAGAACUGCGACUGAAGAUUUGGAAGACGUCUUGUUUUCCUUUCGCGGAUCACGAGCAUGGCCUACACUACAUCGACCUGGCAUCCCACAGCGAUAGCAAGCUGCCUGUGGUUGAGUAUGGAAAAGGGGAACCAAUGAAGAUGACAGCGCUUGAUCCCGAUUUCAAGACCGCGCCAGAAAUUCAAGCGUCUACCGAUCACGCCAACAGAUCUGCUUACAUGUGGAGUGUUGGUCUCUGGAAAGCCUGUAAAGAGUCGAGAGAGGUUAUUGCCACGCACUUUCAACUCAAGGUUUAA